Molecule: messenger RNA, 6238 nt
Organism: Pelobates cultripes (western spadefoot toad)
Lineage: Eukaryota; Metazoa; Chordata; Amphibia; Anura; Pelobatidae
Source: the annotation of a GenBank genome assembly
GGGGAAGGUAAGAGAGAGAGGAGCAGAACGAAAGAAACCUGAAAGCACUUGGAAAAAGCAUGUACCUAACCUUCCAGAUAUCUACUGUUACAUACGUCUUGAUUUAGAGAGAGAAGCGGACACUGUACCAGAGAGGACAUUCUAUUUCACCAAUAUCAAGUAACUUAUAAAUUCCUUCAUAUAUUAUCUCUAUAACAUCUCUAUGUAUAUAGUUAACAGAAUUUAUUUUAUAUGUGAAAGGUGAACUACACAAGUGAGAAACACUUGAAAAACACUAAAUUAAAAAGUUGUAAAUAUUAUUUUAAUCUAGAAAAAAAUUAAACUUUUUUUACAUUUAUUAUUUUUCUUGAAUAAUGAUAGGUCAUUAUAUAAUAAGCAAAAAAAACUAAGUGAUCAACUGUUGAAGAAAAAUUAAUAUUUUUUUAAUAGGUUUAGAGAUGAAAACGGAAAUAUUGUUUAAUUUACAAAGCAGGUCACUUGGCAUUGCCCACCAUAGACCAGAUGAGCCUUAGAUGUGAGUCACAUGACAAAACAGAAUCUUGGUGGGGGACGGGACGGACAUGUUCUAUGUCAUUUAUUCUUAGUAGUCUCUGGGUCUGAACUAAAAACUGGGUCUGAUGCUAAAUCCAGUAGGAUUCCAUUGGUUGGAACACAUAUGUCAUACCAAGCACAUUGGUAGCUACUACCAAUAAAUAUUGUACUAUAGUGGUACUCACUUCCCCCUGGCUUAUGGAAACUGCACUGGGAAAAGUAUAUGGACGUGUUGUAGAAUGGGGAAAAUGUCAGAUUAAUCAAUAAUUAUCUCUGAGCAUUGGCAAUAUGCAGUGCAGAAUAUGAGGGGUAUUGCCCUUUGGAUUUUAACAGAUCGUUAUUUAUCUGCUACCUCGUUAGGUGCAUUUAUACUGUAAAUAUACAGAGAAGGUUCUCCAUAAUAUGCAUAUAGAGUGUUGCACUCAUAGUAAUCAAAAGGUAAACUAGUUAAAGGGAGACAGUUACAGAUCAAAUGAGUUUUCAAAACCACAAGUCCUACCUGACACACCUGUUACAUUAUAUGAAAGCUAUCAGUCAGAGGCUGCGAUAUGUUGCUCACGAGCAAGCGAAAAACUGUAAAAACAAAAUAUUUGAAGUGUGUUUCAUGAGAGAGCAAAAAGGGGUCAUUCUGUACUUCUGUACUCAGGAGAUAUAUAUGAGCACAAUUUAGUGUUUUUUAUUAAAGCAGUACAUAUCAAGUUUACAAAAUAAACUGCUAAAUUGCAAUGUGCAUGUAAAAAAAAGUGAAAAUAAAAUAUCAUAAAAUUUGAAAGAAAUUGUCACUAAAAUAGCUGUAUAAUAAGUCUCAAAAUAUACCAUGGAACAUUAACUGUGGUGUCUACUUUCACAAAUAGUAUGCGUUGCAAACUGCUACAAUGCUCCAAAAUGCAGAAUAGGCGCGUCAAAUCCAUCUACCAAAAUUCUAACUUUAAACACUGAAAUAGUCAGGUCUUUUUAAAGGGACACUAUAGUCACAAAAACAACUUUUGGUGUAUAGAUCAUGCCCCUGCAGUCUCUCUGCUCAAUUCUCUGCCAUUUCGGAGUUAAAUCACUUUGUUUAUGGACCCUAGUCACAGCUCCCUGCAUGUGACUUGCACAGCCUCCCUUAACACUUCCUGUAAAGUGUCAUCUACAAUUUAUCCUUCCUUUAUUGCAAGUUCUGUUUAAUUUAGAUUUUCUUAUCCCCUGCUAUGUUAAUCGCUUGCUAGACCCUGCAAGAGCCUCCAGUAUGUGAUUAAAGUUUAAUUUACAGAGAAAGAGAUACACUUGUUUAAGGUAAAUUACAUCUGAUUGAAAGUGAAACCAUUUUUUUUUUUUUUAUGCAGGCUGUGUCAAUCAUAGCCCGGGGAGGUGUGGCAAGGGCUGCAUAAACAGAAACACAGUGAUUUAACUCCUAAAUGGCAGUGAAUUGAGCAGCAAACCUGAGAGGCAUGAUCUAUACACUAAAACUGCUUUAAGUUUGGUUAAGCUAAAGUUGUUUAGGUGACUAUAGUGUUCCUUUAACCCCUUAAGGACCAAACUUCUGGAAUAAAAGGGAAUCAUGACAUGUCACACAUCAUGUGUCCUUAAGGGCUUAAGUAAGUGUCACAGAUAUACAUUGGGGAUUUUGUUUUACUCAGAAGAGUUUGCUUAGCAAAAUUUGGGGUAGAGGGGAGGUUAUCACUCUGGCACAAAUCAGAUUUCCAAAAUACCUAGUGUAUGUGUAAUGUGUAUGGGGAAAAAAACCUUUUUAUAUGUGGGGAAAAAAAUCAAACAAACAUAAAACACAAAUUUAACUACAAUAAUUGGCAGUUAAAUGGCUACAUAAAGUGUCAAAGUAACCUUAGGUAAAUAGCCUGCGAUGUCUACUUUAUAUAAAUAUGUACUUUUGUCUGGCAAUUUUGUUUUCUGUAUUGGCUAAUAAUAUUAAAAGGCAAACAUAUAAAAUUCUAAAAUCACUCCAUAUUGAAAUUGUAUUUUGUAAGCUGUAAUUAUCAGAAAUAAACUGAAAUCCUAGACAUAUUAUGUACUCUGUAAACCAGAACAACUACAUUAAUUUAUUUUGAAUCACUUUUCUUAUGCUGUGCUAAAUAUGCACAAAAUAUUAUUGCCAGAACUGUGGGGAAAAAAAAAUUUCUUCCCUUUUUUUUCUUUAUAAAUGAGGAUUUCUAUAUGUAUAUGUUUCAGCAAAUGAAAGUAGUUUUUCCCUUAAAAAAAGUAUAUAAAUGUGUAAAUAAAUAAGUUUAAAAAAGUGUAAUAAAUGAGAGAGAUGAAUACUCACAUAGCUAAAAUUACAAAAUUGCUUUGGUUCUUAAAAUUAACACUUUAGUGUUAAGAAUACAAAGCUGUAUUCAAUAUAAUGAAGUGGUCUGGGUGCCUAUAGUGUCACUUUAAGUGAAAGACAAGCAUCUGAAGCUUUGUAUUUAAAGGACCACUAUAGUGCCAGGAAAACAUACUCGGGCUCCCUCGGCGCUGGGGACUCUCCUCCUCCUUUUCGCCGUCAUCGGCUGAAUGCGCAUGCGCGGCAAGAGCCACGCGUGCAUUCAGCCAGUUCAUAGGAAAGCAUUCUCAAUGCUUGGCUAUGGACGCUGGCAUCUUCUCACUGUGAAAAUCACAGUGAGAAGCGCGGAAGCAUCUCUAGCGGCUGUCAAUGAGACAGCCACUAGAGGCUGGAUUAACCCAUAUGUAAACAUAGCAGUUUCCCUGAAACUGCUAUGUUUACAGCAGAAAGGGUUAAUCCUAGAUGGACCUCGCACCCAGACUACUUUAUUAAGCUGAAGUGGUCUGGGUGCCUAUAGUGUUCCUUUAAGGGGUUAAUGUCAAUAAAGAGCCUCUGUGUGGGGUCAGAGUGGAGGUUUUAACACUAUGCAUAGUAUACACAGUAGUAUGAGCACAGUUUUUCUCUCUCUCUCUCUCUUGCGUAUCAGCUGACUCUCGUUGUCUCUUGCAGAGGUCACAGUAGUGGUUGCAUACCAUGGCGUCUGACUCUAGCAAAUUGGAAGAUGCCAUUGAACUACUGGUGCGCAAUUUCUAUAAACACGCCGGAGGAAAUGACAAGAUGAACAAGGAGGAAUUCCGAAAGAUUAUCACGCAGGACCUUCACCACAUCCUCACGGUGAGAGAAAGAUGAAAUCCCCUCAUUACCAGGAUGGUUGUCACCAUUUUAAAAUUCUAACAAGCACAUCACUUCUCUAUGGGGGUGGCUAGUGCAUGAAAAGUACUGCCUUGUAGUAUGCAGCAUUUAUACUGCAGGUAUGAACUCAAUCACCAACUCUGGAAUAUCCUUUAGGAUUCCUUCUUUAUUAAUCAGCUAUUUCUCUGCAGCAUAUUAUGAAUUCUGUAUACUGCAAUGCAACAAUAUUCACAUAUUGUCCCCCAGGAUGUAGAAGUGUUAUAUGUGCAGGGAAAAUUAGGAACCUGAAAAGCAGGGAAGUAGGUGUAGUGCCUAGCAUGUCCUCAAAAAUAUAUGUGAAAGUAGAAGAGACCAGUAAUAGUGUAUUACGUAAAACGUAAUAAAAGAAUAAAAGCAGUUCACUCACACUUUCCAGGAGCUUAGGUUUAGCUCUAACUUAAAGGCUUGGGCACAACGAUCCCCACCUAAGGAUAUGUGGUCCAGAAUCCGCGGUCAAUCCUCUUGAUGUUGGGUAUGUGGAGGAAAAUCAAGAUAAUAUAGUGUAGUAUGUACAGUAAGAUAGCAGCAAUACAGUAGUUUAAAAAUGUGUACUCACAUAUUUUGGAGCCUGAACAGUGGCUCCACAGGUAUUGCGUGAAGUGGUAUGAAACUCACUCUAGGAUAUAGGUGACAUAGAUAUAUCUCCACAUAUAAAUCUCCACAUAUAAAACCACAAUAGUGUGCACUUUAAAAAAAUUAAUACAGAGUUGAAAUUAUGAAAACGUACUCACAUUUAAUAGAGCAAAAUACGGUUUGCUCAGUCCAAUGGGCGUGGGUGGUUUCUUAUCCCCACCAAGGAUAUAUACAUGAUCUGAUAUCCAGCAGCAUUCAACACUUUCCAGUAAAAAGUGCUUUUAUUUAUAAAAUUAAAGAAUAAAACAGUAGAAAGUAAAAUAAACAGUAUAAAAUCAUAAUCUGCUACACUUAACGUGUUUCAACAGUUAAUGGCUUUAUCUAAAGCGCUUUAGACUUUAAUCCUUUGACAUUGAUUGACUUAGAGCAAGGGGCUAACCCAACCACCUACCAGCAAAUCAGUAUCUGAAUGGCAAAAAUUAGGCUCAAGCUUCCACUGUUAAAUUAUUCCAAAAAAGCUAUUGGGGUAAAAUAUUGCUAUUUGAAUUUUAACCCACUGUGAUUAAAUUAUAUUCAGCAUGCCUGCUAGGGAUAAAGAUGUAUAGCAUAUAGAAGUGUCUUUCAGGAGUAAUAACAAAGUAUAUCAGCUGCUAUUGCCAAAGUACAACUCCCUUAUUUGUCAUACAUUGAACACAGAGGCAUGUUAAUAAAAUGAAUGCACAGAAAAAUUAAAAAUUAAAGAGACAUACAUCAUUAAAUAUUUUUUUAAAACAAGCAAGCAAAUAUUUUAAACAAAUAAACAAAUCAAGACAAAAUUUGAAAAAAUUUAAUAAAUGUUUAUAACCUUACUAUAAACUUGGUCAGAUUGUAUUAUGAGGCUUCCCUCUCACGGAGGGGAGUUUCUUCAGCUCCCCCCUCUUUCCCACCCAUCUCAGUUUUAGAUUAGUCCACUAAUGGCAGAAAUAUGGCAUAUUUGUUCAGCAGUAGAAAACACCAGACACCAGAGCCUGAUCUGCAUGAACACACUUAUCUUACUCCAUAUGUUCCCCACCAGUGUCAGGCUGUUUCAAGGUGAAGAGAUCCUCCAACUGUCAGCCAUGCCCAAUGCACUUUUCAAGGAUUCCUAGGGAUAGGACACUGAUUGGUUAGAUCAGUGCCAAUCCUGGAGUGAGUGUGAAAGGCAUAAAGGAGAAGCAUGUAUAUUUGGCUUGUUGUUUUUUUCAGCCUGCAGAGUGAGGCAAUUGUCUUGUUCAAAGCUAAUGAUUACUAAUGAGGCAGUUGUCUCAAAGUGAUGUAUAUCCCUUUAACAAUAAAUACAAAUUGUUUUCCUUUUUAAAAAGCACAACAUGCAUUUUUCAAACCAAAAUAACUGUUUUUUAAUGGUUACUACACCUUGAUCUAUCAGUCUGACAAUACUUCCUUCAUACAGUAUACUGAGAACAAGGAAGCUGUCGACAAACUCAUCAAGUCUGUGGACAAAGACAAGGACAAGAAGAUCAGUUUUGAUGAGUACUGGACUCUGAUUGGAACGAUUGCCAAGAUGCUGAGCCAACAUAUGGCAAUGCAGUGUCAAAAAUGACACUAAAGAACGAUGAACUUUGCAGUCCUCCAUCAAACUGAGCAGGACGCUCCACAUAGAUCAUGGGAUCCCAAAUCUGAGGCUACAGUAUUUUGGUUUCCAAUCCAGUUGGGUUAGGUUAAAAUGUUCACUUUCAUUGUUUACACAAACUUCACUUUGGAUAUAUGUUACUAGAGCCAAGGAACAAGUCCAUGAAGAUCUCCUCCUAUUCUUGACCUUGUUAUGCUGAAUGAUCAAGUUUCCUAUCGACUCCUAAUAAGGCUUCUUGUUUUAUUAUCACUAUUAUACUUCUAAUUUGUAAGGCACAUUACAGCCGAUACAUAAUAGUGUACGGGUGGAAUAUAUACGCACUGGUGAUCAGAUCUUGUAAUUUGCAAUCUUAAUAAAAAGUACACAUGUUAUAA